This is a messenger RNA of Rhinocladiella mackenziei CBS 650.93, 1500 nucleotides long. RefSeq lists its product as uncharacterized. Gene Ontology annotation, biological process: GABA catabolic process. Gene Ontology annotation, molecular function: succinate-semialdehyde dehydrogenase (NAD+) activity. The transcript has a single exon. Bases 1 to 1500 code for a protein of 499 amino acids. The record is from RefSeq and is a predicted model, not a curated record. NCBI's taxonomy places the organism in Eukaryota, Fungi, Ascomycota, Eurotiomycetes, Chaetothyriales, Herpotrichiellaceae.
AUGCACAUGCACACGGUGCCCCAGCUCAAUGAUCCCUCCCUCCUCAUUUCCAAGGCCUAUGUGAAUGGGGAAUUCGUGGACUCAAGCACCUCACAAACUUUCGACGUUCACGACCCUGCCACAGGCAAGAAAAUAGGUUCAUGCGCCGAAUUCAACAGAGAAGACACCGCCAAAGCCAUAGCUGCGGCCGUGGAUGCUUUUGCCUCCUUCCGCAAGACCCUCCCCCGCGAACGAGCCACUAUGUUGCGCCAUUGGUAUAACUUGAUGCAAGAGAAUGCCGAAGAUCUCGCCACCCUAAUCACAUGGGAAAACGGGAAGCCGUUCAACGAUGCAAAAGGAGAAGUCGCCUACGCCGCCAAUUUCUUCCAAUGGUUCAGUGAAGAAGCCCCGCGCAUCUAUGGCGACACCAUCGCCGCCUCUGUCCCCGGAAACCGAAUAAUAACCCUCAAACAACCCGUCGGUGUCUGCGGUCUCAUAACGCCCUGGAACUUCCCAGCGGCGAUGAUCACGCGCAAAAUCGGCCCGGCGUUAGCGGCGGGGUGCACAGUCGUCGCCAAGUCACCCGGUGAAACACCAUUCACCGCGAACGCGAUUGUGGAGCUUUCUCGACGAGCCGGAAUUCCUCCGGGCGUCGUGAAUAUCGUGACCGCCCUCAAGAACACCGCUGAAAUCGGCGAGAUAUUGACCACCGACCCCCGUAUCAAGAAAGUCUCCUUCACAGGCAGCACGAACGUGGGCAAGUUGCUGCUGAAACAAGCAAGCGGGACUGUCAAGAAACUCUCCUUCGAGCUCGGUGGUAACUCCCCCUUUAUCGUCUUCGACGACUGUCCUGACCUCGACACCGCCGUUGCGGGGGCCAUCGCCUGCAAAUUCCGCGCCUCGGGACAGACCUGCGUCUGCGCCAACAGAAUAUACGUCCAAAAGGGCAUCUACGACGAAUUCGCCGAGAAGUUCGCCGCGAAAGUGAAAGGUUUCCACGUCGGCCAUGGCUUUGACGACGGCGUCACACAUGGCCCCGUCAUCCACGAUCGGGCCAUGGCUAAGGUCGACGCGCAUGUUCAAGAUGCGACCAAAAAGGGUGGCAAAGUCAUUAUCGGAGGCCAGAAAUUGCCGGAUCUCGGCUCCAACUUCUACGCUCCGACGGUCAUCACGGGCGUGACGAACGAGAUGCAAAUCGCCCGGGAGGAAACCUUCGGUCCUGUGGCUGGUCUCUUCCCGUUCUCCACGGAGAAGGAAGUCGUGGCUCUCGCUAAUGAAGCUCCCGUCGGGUUGGCAGGAUACUUCUACUCGAGAGACGUGGGACGGGUUUACCGCGUCGCUGAGGCUCUAGAGGUCGGUAUGAUCGGUAUCAACACGGGCUUGAUCUCGGAUCCGGCCAGUCCGUUCGGUGGUGUCAAGGAGAGCGGUUUCGGACGUGAGGGUUCGAAGUACGGUGUUGAUGAGUACACGGUCAUCAAGUCAUUGACGGUCGGGGGAAUCUCGAAUGAGCUGCAAGGAUAG